AUGACUAACAAACAUUUAAAGAUCAAACCAAGCAAUAUCUUGAGGAUUAUUUAUGCCACACCAUUGAAUGUACACAAGCAUGAGACAGGCUUGACUUUAGAUCUGUCAUAUGUGACCGAUAGAAUAAUUGUCUGCUCCUAUCCCGUUUUGAGAUUCCCUAAACUAAUGUAUAGAAAUAGUUUGGAAGAUCUAAUCACAUUUUUGAACAUACAUCAUGGUCCUGGAAACUGGACAAUAUUUAAUUUUAAGGCUGAAAUUGGAAGUUCUGAUUACAAGGACGAAGAGGUACGCAAUAUUGCCAAUAGAUGGUAUAUAUCCCAAUCUGCCAAAGUUAUCACUGAUUUCCAUGAUGAGCAAACGGAGAAGCUGGUCCACAGGCUUGGUUGGAUGGAUCACUGUCCACCACCAUUCCUAUUGUUACAGCAUAUAGUGGACGAGAUGCACAAUUGCAUAUCUCGCUCACAGUCCGCUGUGGUGGUUUUGCACUGCAGAGUGGGUAAAGGUCGAUCUGGUACGAUUUCAAUAGCAUAUAUGAUGAAAUAUCUGGACUGCCCGCUAGCCGAGGCUAGAGAUGUUUUUAUGACCAACAGAUUCAGACCUGGUGUGAGUCGAGGAGUUGUGAUACCAUCACAGCUACGAUACUUGAGGUACCACGAGAUGUAUUUGUGCUACGAUUUGGGAUCAAGAAACAGUUUUUUGGCUAACUGUGCAAAGGCUGAGUUCAAGCUAAAGUCGAUUAAUCUCAUCCAGCCUUCGAGCGUGAUACUGUCAGGUCACUGCGUUGCAUAUAUAAAGAUACAAAAAUACAACAGUGAUAGAAAUGAUGUGAUUACUGUCGCUACUCUAGAGACUGACGAAGAUCUACUUGGUAGGCCAAUGGGAGGUGGCCUUUCCAUGUGCCUACCGCUUGAACUUGACGUUAGCGACAUUCAGCUGGAGUUUGGAAUAACGUCCAAGACAUCGCAUAUGAUAAACAAUAUAGGCGCCUUUGCAUCACGCUCUCACUGUUGGUUGAACCUGUACUGUGAAUUACUGAGAAGCAAUGGAGCGAGUUCCCUCGCGCCCGUUACACUUGAAGAACUGCGUAAGCUGCAGGACGAGGGCCAAGAGUUUUCCUUCAACAUCAGAUGGAACGAGCUUGAUGGCGCUAAAGGUACUUCUAAUCGCGGAAUAAAACUGUUCGAGUCAAUGACCUUGAAAUGGUCUUUGCUAUAA
Messenger RNA from Torulaspora delbrueckii, 1215 nucleotides. It is a transcript of the gene TEP1, whose product is annotated as putative phosphatidylinositol-3,4,5-trisphosphate 3-phosphatase. Gene Ontology annotation, molecular function: phosphatidylinositol-3,4,5-trisphosphate 3-phosphatase activity; protein tyrosine/serine/threonine phosphatase activity; protein tyrosine phosphatase activity. Gene Ontology annotation, cellular component: nucleus; cytosol; plasma membrane. The record is from RefSeq and is a predicted model, not a curated record. Lineage: Eukaryota; Fungi; Ascomycota; Saccharomycetes; Saccharomycetales; Saccharomycetaceae. Gene Ontology annotation, biological process: phosphatidylinositol dephosphorylation; cell motility; regulation of phosphatidylinositol 3-kinase/protein kinase B signal transduction. The transcript has a single exon. Bases 1 to 1215 code for a protein of 404 amino acids.